This is a messenger RNA of Lingula anatina, 2581 nucleotides long. RefSeq lists its product as uncharacterized. NCBI's taxonomy places the organism in Eukaryota, Metazoa, Brachiopoda, Lingulata, Lingulida, Lingulidae. The record is from RefSeq and is a predicted model, not a curated record.
UUGUUCCGCGCGUGGAGGAUAUUAGUUAAUCAUUCUUCCUCGAAAACUAUACCAGAAUCCAUACUCCUUUAAAAUCUCACAUGACAGAAAUCCAUUAAUGAUUUUGAAAUUCGCUAUUUUCGUCGACGUCGUUUUCACCCCCUCUUCUUCUAGCAAUGGAAUUAUCCAAUUUACGUGUGACGUUACGGAACGCCCACACAGUGUUCAAGCGUUCACUCCGGCGACCGAAAUAAAAGCUGUGAAAGCUCAUGAAGCAAGCCAUUCAAGACGACACUGUCAAAAAAUUUGGAGACUCACAGAAAGCCGUUUUAGGUGAAGUCAACCACAUAACCGGUCCAAGCAGAGACGGAGUUAGGAAAAUCUAGCAUCAUGACAACACACGUCAGACGAGGAAUAGGAACACCACUCCAAGUAAAAGAGGAAACGUUGACAGACACCUUAGAGAAAACGAAAAGCAUCCCGAAGGUGGUGCUGUGGGCAGUACCCCGCAGUAUCUCAACCGCUUUCUUCAGGGCAAUGAUGAAUAAGAAAAAUGUGAAGGUGAUGCUGGAACCAUACGCCCGUGCUUAUUAUUAUGGCAAUGAAAGGGUCAGCACCAGAUAUGGCGAUCAACCCAUCACUGAAAACUGCUCCUUUGAGGACAUCAAAGGGGAAUACGAGGACGAUGUUCAAGACAUGGAAGCCGUGUUCGCCAAAGACAUGGCUUACUACUUGACAAACAACCUGGAAUCGGUGGCCUGUUUGCCCAACGGCUAUUUGCACACUUUUAUGAUCCGCGACCCGAGGAAAUCCAUCAAAUCUCUGUACCGAAUGUCCAUUAAGAAGGAAUUAACAGGCUGGGAUUCAUUUGACCCGUCCGAGGCAGGGUUUGUCGAGCUUUUCAAGCUUUAUCAACUAGCAGUCAAUGAGCUGGGACAGGAACCCAUCAUUGUUGACGCAGACGAUCUCAUUCAGCACCCAGAGGGCAUACUGAAAGCAUAUUGUGCUAAAACGGGCAUCGAGUUCGACCCCAUGAUGCUUAACUGGGAACACAAUAAGCCGGACAUGGAAAUCUUCAAGGAGUGGUUGCCAUGGUUCGAGAACGCUAUGACUUCCAAAUCUUUUCAGUCUUCGGGGCCAUCUGCUAAGCGCCCGCGAAAGGCUGACCAAGACGAGCUUCCCUCUGAGGUUAAGGCGUGUAUUGAAGACUGCAUGCCCUACUACAAGAAGAUGUUUGCCAAACGGUUGCAUCCAUUGUAAAAAUAAUUAAACAAGACCGCGUCCUUCAGUUACUAGUUUGUGACCAUUAGGGUCAUAGCAUUGUUCAAUAGGACGCAGUCAUUAUGCCCCAUACUACAUAACUACUUUGUGUCUGGACGGAGCAGCUACUAGUAGACUUAAUAGACGGCUUUUUGUAACUUCAUUAUUAACUGGAGGGUUCUAGUACUGGUGGUAUGUAGUGUCCUUAUCCCACGGGUAAGGUUAACGGUGUUAUUUUGCACAUUCCAGAAACAUAUAUGGUUACCAAAUAAUCUUACAUCUUCCGUAGAGAUCUCUCAGUUAUAUUUAAAUAUUUAAAAAUCCUUUUCUGAAAUUAGCAAAAAUACAUAUGUAGAUAUCCACAUGGAAAAAGGAAAGCACACUUUCUAAAUCGACAUUGAAAAUGGAUAAAAUGGAAAAUAAUCAACAGGACACUAUACAACAGAAAUCAAGGAGAGCUACACAUUAAUCCCGUUGGAAAAGUGCUCUUUAUACUCCCAAGAGGAAAUGACUGGAAAAGAAAUACCUGUCAAAUAACACAUUUAUCUGAUUUUUAUUUGUGACAAGUUCUGGAUUCACUUCUUGAGUUGCAAUCUGAAUUCCAAGGCGCCUGCGAUCGCACAUAUCUGAUUGCCAUGUUUCAUGUUUUAAUUUUGCAUUCCUCUAUAAACAACUGAAGUUUCAACCCCUCUCGUUAUCUACGGCCCCACGACUUUUCAUGACAAUGGCCCUUACCAAAGCUUUUCUUUAACAGUUCCUGUAAUAACGCAGUCGGUCUUCAUCACGUCUUUUGUCAAAAAAUCUGAUCACUUAUCUGCAUCCUAUCAACCAUUAAUCUACUUGGGGAAUUUUUUAAAGACACUAAUAAUUAUAUCAUCACUAAUUUCGAAAUGCAUUUAUCGCGAUUAUUGAUUUUUAAUCUCGUUCAACAUUCAUCUAUUUUGAUUUUGACAAACAGGAAGCUGUCAUUGUGCCUUAGUUGUAGAUUUAAGCUCGUGUUCGCAAUGAUCAUUGAUUUAUAUUUUACUUGAACAGUUAAUGUCAAACAACUGGCGCAUUCAACAUUAUUAAACGAAGUCUUGCAUUGCGUGAUCUCAUUCCUAGGAUGAAAUGUCAAAUUUCAAUUAAACCGUUGGAUGCGAUACAUGUACAUUUGACAGAUAUGCUUUUGGUUCUGUUCAGAUGAAUGUGGCUUUUGAAAAUAACAGUCAGCAGUAAGGAAGAGCUCUGCUAGUACUACUGAUAAAUGUUACAAAUAUCAUUUCAAGGAAGGAAAGGAAAAACUAUGUUAGUGAUAGGGUUUACACUUUGUAGUGAGUAGCAGUAGAAAUAAAAAACAAAU